Apis florea (little honeybee) is the source of this 1545-nucleotide messenger RNA. RefSeq lists its product as uncharacterized. The record is from RefSeq and is a predicted model, not a curated record. Lineage: Eukaryota; Metazoa; Arthropoda; Insecta; Hymenoptera; Apidae.
CAGGAGGGUAGGCCCCAACAUUCGGGGCCUUACAGAAGCCUGAGCGAGCGGGGAUACUCCUCAUCGUAUUCUUCCUCCCAGUAUGGCUCGUAUUCAGGCUACAGCAACGUUCUACACGGCGACCAGUACCAAUAUCAACAGGCUACUGCUGGUAACUAUUAUCAGUUGAAGGGCGGCUAUUACUCGCCGCAAAGCACCGGGCCGCCGUUUCCUGGUGUUCAAAGAUACGGAAGCUUGGCCGAGGAAGCCUGGUCGUGCACCACGAAAGACGAUUCCGGCAAUCCAAAGCCGAGGACUUAUCUAGCUUAGCUGGCUUCGAGAAUGUACACGGUGGCGUGUUAUUAUAUACGAUGACGAUUCGUGACGAAUCGAUUCGAUCUCGCGUUUUUUUCCAACGGCGGAUUAUUUAUUAUAUCGUGUAUUCUUCGUUGGUGAGAAAUCGGGUGUUACCCGAGCUGUGAUUUAGCUUGGAACUGGGAUCGCUGGAUGAUUGAUGACGAACCUUAACUCUUUCACCAAUGAAAUCGAUGGUUUAUGAUUUGAGAGGAGGAAUAUUUGAAUCGAUGUACAUUUUCGAGAUGAUUUUUCGAGAUGAUUUGUCUUGUUAUUGUGUUAUUAUAUUUGUAAUUUGACUCGUGCUUGACUUUGUAUGAUACAUUUAUUAUUUAUAAUGUACUUUAAUAUUAAAUUAUAUAUCAUCUGAGAGGAUGAUCGCAACAAUCCUUUUAAAUCAUUCGAAAUCUUUAAUUCAAUUAAAAGAGAAUUUCAUAUUUUUUAUUAUAAAACAAAUUCCAAAUACAUAAUGUUUAUAGUAUAUAUAACCUAUUUAAAAGAUCAUAAAGCAUAUUGUUAAUCCUAUAUUAUCAUCCUUAUUUCGUACAAAUAAUUUAUAUUCUGUUAUAGAAUAUAAGUAGAUGUAAAAACACAAAUUAUAUUUUUGUUAAUAAUAAUAAAAUUAACAUAAAUAAUAAUUCAAAUUAUCGAUUAUCGAUUGUAUUACAGAUUAACAUUAUUAAAAUAAUUUCGAUAAAGGUGAAAGGGUUAAUUAAUUUUAAUAGUAUCAUAUCGUGGCAUCGAAAAAUAAUACGAUCAAAAUAAUUGUGUAACAAUCGGCAAACUUGAAUGAAAGAACCUGUUGUGCCUAUAUGGGGACAUAAGAAUAAUAAUCAUCUAUUUCGAACGUUCGAAAGUAUGAUUAGUCGAAAAGAAACUCGAUCUAUCGUAUGAAAGAGACUUUAACAAAAAACCUCGACUCGGGUCGUUUAUUAAGUAUUAAAACUCUCGAAGGAUUUGAAACAUUGUCACGAAGAGACAUCUAAUUUCCAUCUAAUUUCGAUUAAUUUUAAUAUCACGAAUUAUCCUAUAAAUUAAUUAAAUGCACUCCAAAAUAUGUAUAUCUAAAACCAGUUUUAUAGUAUUUAAUCCAUUAAACGAGUUAAUUCGUCAUCUCAUUUACGAAUAUGUUGAUAUAAUAUAAUGAUAUGAAUAUCUUGGUAUAAAUUAUUAAUUAAUAAUAAAUUUAUUACUUGGGAAUUCCCGAUUUUU